Molecule: messenger RNA, 618 nt
Organism: Aureobasidium uvarum
Lineage: Eukaryota; Fungi; Ascomycota; Dothideomycetes; Dothideales; Saccotheciaceae
Source: the annotation of a GenBank genome assembly
GAACAUUACACUCUUAUAUCGAUGGCUACCUUGACUCAAGAACGAAUCGAGCCUUACGAGAUCGUGUCGUGUGUGCCUCACCCAAAGCCCGUCCUAGUCAAUCAACGACCGACACAUGAACGCCAUGUCUUCACCGAACGUCCUCUACUGGCCGCCCUCCUCUUUGAUAACGUUGACUCUGACGCUCGUGACCAUUGUGCGAACGAGAGAAGUAUGUACAUUCUUGUCAUGGUAACCAAAUCGUCGACCAUAGUAUCAGAAUUUCUGAUCAUUUGUCUUGUCAUUUUAGCAUUCCUUUCGUGGUUACGACUAGCUAUAUACAUGGCUGUCGUCAGUGUAGCCAUUCUCAUCUCGUUCCAUCUCAAAAGUCAGCCGUCGCCGCUCGAACGAAGGAUAGCACUGCCCUUUGGCAUAAUAUUUUGGUUCCUCGCGCUCGCUUGCCUGGCUAGUGGGACGGCAAACUACAUCAAGACUGUGAAGAAGUACUCGAAGCGACAGGCGUUGGUACAGACUGGUUGGAAGACGCAGGUGGUCUUUACAGUCGUCGCAACUUCGAUCGUGGCUGCUUGCGUACUCUUUCUGUCGACAAAUGCCGGAGCAAAGGAGCGGACGCGUUGA